Messenger RNA from Rhodamnia argentea, 903 nucleotides. RefSeq names its product germin-like protein subfamily 1 member 20. NCBI's taxonomy places the organism in Eukaryota, Viridiplantae, Streptophyta, Magnoliopsida, Myrtales, Myrtaceae. Bases 74 to 751 code for a protein of 225 amino acids. The record is from RefSeq and is a predicted model, not a curated record. The transcript is spliced from 2 exons. Gene Ontology annotation, cellular component: cell wall. Gene Ontology annotation, molecular function: manganese ion binding.
UCAUUUGGGAGCAAGUGUUCGCAUCCAUCAGAACACUUGAGAGUAGGUAAAAGAGAGGCAGAAGAAAAUCGAAAUGACGAAUAGGGUUCGGCUUUCCGCCAGUUUGGCACUCUUGGCUCUGGCACUGUCCUUCGCCGAUGCCUAUGACCCAAGUCCCCUGCAGGACAUCUGUGUAGCAGUCCAAGAACCCAAGAAUGCUUUGUUCGUGAAUGGAAAGUUCUGCAAGAACCCUGUUCUCACCACAGCGAACGACUUCCUCUUUUCUGGCCUCCAAGUUCCUAGAAGCACAGCCAAUCCAGUGGGCUCCACAGUCACCCCAGUGUUCGUGGACCAGCUACCAGGACUCAACACUCUCGGCAUUUCCAUGGCUCGUAUUGACUAUGGAAUAGGUGGUUUAAAUCCUCCGCACAUUCACCCUCGUGGCACCGAGAUUUUGCUCGUCCUGGAGGGCACCCUCUAUGCAGGCUUUGUCACGUCCAACCAACUGAACAAUACUUUCUUUGAGAAAGUCCUCCACCCCGGAGAUGUUUUUGUUUUCCCCAUCGGGACGAUUCACUUCCAGAUCAAUGUUGGAAAGAUCAACGCAGUCGCGAUCGCCGGUCUUAGCAGCCAAAACCCAGGAGUCACCACGGUCGCUAAUGCUCUGUUCAAUGCGAAGCCUCCUAUUUCCCCUGGGGUACUAGCCAAGGGGUUCCAGGUGGAUGAGAAGCUUGUUGAGACACUUCAGAAGAAGUUCUGGUACUACAAUUAGCCUGAGAGAUGUAUUUGACAACGGCGUCAUCUCUGUGUACUUGAUUAAAAGAACUUUAAGUCGUCUGAUGAAGUUCCCAGUUCAAGCAUGAAGAAAGUUCCCUUGUGUAACAUCUUAUAUCGAUUUCAAUAAGACUGUUGUUUUCUGCACCA